AUGCGGAGGAGCGAGCGCAGGGGCGCCGGGGGGUCGCGGCCGGGGUCGCCCGCGGGCAAGGCCUGCCUGGAGGAGCCCGCCGGCCGAGCGCCGGGGCCGGGCCGCCGCAGCACCGAGUCCGAGGUCUACGACGACGGCACCAACACCUUCUUCUGGCGGGCACACACCCUCACCGUCCUCUUCAUCCUUACCUGUGCACUGGGCUACGUGACACUGCUGGAGGAGACGCCUCAGGACACGGCCUACAACACCAAGAGGGGUAUCGUUGCCAGCAUCUUGGUGUUUUUGUGCUUUGGAGUCACGCAAGCAAAGGACGGGCCAUUCUCCAGACCUCACCCAGCGUACUGGAGGUUCUGGUUGUGCGUGAGUGUGGUCUAUGAGCUGUUCCUGAUCUUCAUCCUCUUCCAGACUGCAUGGGCAGGUGUGGGUGGAAUCCUGGGUCCUGCUCAUGGAGGUGCUGCCUUGCAGACGGUCCAGGACGGCCGGCAGUUCCUAAAGUAUGUGGACCCCCGACUGGGGGUGCCACUGCCUGAGAGGGACUACGGGGGAAACUGCCUCAUCUAUGACCCGGGCAAUGAGACGGACCCCUUCCACAACAUCUGGGACAAGCUCGAUGGCUUUGUUCCUGCCCACUUCAUCGGCUGGUACCUGAAGACCCUGAUGAUCCGCGACUGGUGGAUGUGCAUGAUCGUGAGCGUCAUGUUCGAGUUCCUGGAGUACAGCCUGGAGCACCAGCUGCCCAACUUCAGCGAGUGCUGGUGGGACCACUGGAUCAUGGACGUGCUGGUGUGCAACGGACUGGGCAUCUACUGCGGCAUGAAGACACUCGAGUGGCUCUCCCUGAAGACAUACAAGUGGCAGGGUCUCUGGAACAUCCCCACCUACAGGGGCAAGAUGAAGAGGAUCGCCUUCCAGUUCACACCCUACAGCUGGGUGCGCUUCGAGUGGAGGCCAGCCUCGAGCCUGCGGCGCUGGCUGGCCGUGUGCGGCAUCAUCCUGGUGUUCCUGCUAGCCGAGCUCAACACCUUCUACCUCAAGUUUGUGCUGUGGAUGCCACCCGAGCACUACCUGGUACUGUUGCGCCUCGUCUUCCUGGUCAACGUAGGCGGAGUGGCCAUGCGGGAGAUCUACGACUUCAUGGAUGACCUGAAACCCCACAGGAAGCUGGGCCAGCAGGCCUGGCUGGUGGCGGCCAUCACAGUCACGGAGCUGCUGAUCGUGGUCAAGUACGACCCGCACACGCUGACGCUGUCGCUGCCUUUCUACAUCUCCCAGUGCUGGACACUCGGCUCUGUCCUGGUGCUCACCUGGACUGUCUGGCGCUUCUUCCUGCGGGACAUCACACUACGAUACAAGGAGACACGGAGGCAGAAGCAGCAGAGCGACUCAGAUGGCACCAGCCACAUGGACGCGUGUCUGGAGCCAGAAGACAACCUUCCUGGGACGGCCAGGGACCAGCAGCCUGAGCCUCGGGCAGAGCCACCCUCGGCCACCUCCUGACCCGUGGCCUCUACCGCUGGCACUCUGGUUCCUGGCAGACCCACCUCCUGUGCCCUCACUGAGCUGGAGGGGAACUCACGUGUGUGUCCGUGGCC
Ochotona curzoniae (black-lipped pika) is the source of this 1595-nucleotide messenger RNA. It is a transcript of the gene PTDSS2, whose product is annotated as phosphatidylserine synthase 2. Gene Ontology annotation, molecular function: L-serine-phosphatidylethanolamine phosphatidyltransferase activity. The transcript has 12 exons. Lineage: Eukaryota; Metazoa; Chordata; Mammalia; Lagomorpha; Ochotonidae. The record is from RefSeq and is a predicted model, not a curated record. The coding region runs from base 1 to 1500 and encodes 499 amino acids. Gene Ontology annotation, biological process: phosphatidylserine biosynthetic process.